Molecule: messenger RNA, 2014 nt
Organism: Penaeus vannamei (Pacific white shrimp)
Lineage: Eukaryota; Metazoa; Arthropoda; Malacostraca; Decapoda; Penaeidae
Product: chitinase-3-like protein 1
Biological process (GO): chitin catabolic process; carbohydrate metabolic process
Cellular component (GO): extracellular region
Molecular function (GO): chitin binding; chitinase activity
Source: RefSeq, a predicted model, not a curated record
UUCACUGCAGGUGUGCAGGUCACCACCAACAUUCUCAUCCGUUUCGCACAUACCAAGAUUCGCUGUUUGGGGAGGAUGGUGUCAAUUCUGUCCGUGCUCGUAACGACGCUGACUCUGUGCACGCCGUCAGCCAGCGGGGAAAAGAUCGUGUGUUACUACAAAUCCUGGGCGCAUUACAGGGCAGGCGUUGCGAAAUACACAGUAGACGACGUGCCUGUUGAGCUGUGCACGCACGCCAUCUACGCCUUUGCAGUUCUCGACGCCGAGGCCCUCACCAUCGCCGAGCACGACGCGCACCUGGACACGAGCUCCGGUUUGGACAAUUACCGUCGCUUUAUUGGCCUCCGUGGGCGUAGGCCCGAGGUUAAGUUAUUACUAGCUCUAGGAGGAUGGACCGACUCUCGCAGCGACAAGUACUCCCGGCUGGUGUCGGAGCCGCAGCGUCGCGCCGCCUUCGUCAGCCACGUGGUCUCCUUCCUGCAGGAGUAUGGCUUCGACGGACUGGACUUGGACUGGGAGUACCCGGGGUACCAGAGCUCUCCUCAGGAUAGGGAAGGGUUCCGCCUGUGGGUGGAGGAGCUCCGCGCUGCCUUCUCGCCCCACGGCCUCCUGCUGACGGCGGCCGUGUCCGCGGGGAGGGACGUGAUCGAUCGGGGCUACGACGUCCCCGCCGUGGCGGAGGCGCUGGACCAGAUCCACCUGAUGAGCUACGACUUCCACGGGUCCUGGGAGGGGCGGGUCGCCCACCACGCGCCGCUGUUCCCCGCCCCCGGCCAGGAGAAGGAGCUCUCGGCUGACUUCGCCGUCAGGCACUGGAUCAAGAGGGGCGCGCCUGCGUCCAAGCUGGUCCUGGGCGUCCCCUUCUACGGCCGAUCCUGGACCCUGGCAGGCGCCGACGCCUCGAGCGGAGCGCCGGCUUCUGGCGCCGGGCGCCCUGGACCUCUGCUGAAGAUGUCUGGCGUGAUGUCGUUCUACGAAAUCUGCCUCGCGCGCGUUCGCUUCGGGUGGCCGAAGGUGCAGCACAGGGACGGGCCGCACCUGACGUUGCGUGACCAGUGGGUUGCCUACGAUGAUGUGAACGAGGUCGUGAAGAAGGCACAGUACUCCCGCCGAAUGGGUCUGGCAGGAGUCAUGGUCUGGGAUGCCACGCUGGACGACUUUCGGGGGCUCUGCGGCGCCGGCAGGAACCCGCUCCUCGCCGCCAUCUCCAGGACUCUCACGGGAGGACAAGGGCGGCCGUUUGCGCCGCGCCCGGAGAUGGGCACAACGCCUUCGCCUCCCAGGGAACCAGUUGGAGACUCUUCACAAACCACAAUCAUCACUGCCGCUGCUGCCAUUACAACUGCUGAUCCUCCCGACAGCAUCGUCUUCCCUACAACGCCCCCUGGUCUCCCUGAAACGGCCAGCGUCUCGCAGACAGAACAGAACCAAGUCAGUAUUAACAUUACUGAAUGUAGGGCGGCGGGUUACACGCGUGACCCUCAAAGCUGCUUCCACUUCUACCGCUGCGACCACACGAGAGCUUUUCGAUUCAGCUGUCCCGACGGGCUGCACUGGUACCAAGAACUGCUGCUCUGCAACUGGCCCUCGCCAGGCUCCUGUGAGGUCUCUGUGGCAUCCUUCAUACGCUCGAGGUUCAUCUUGCCUGAAGACGAGGGCGACAUGAUCGUUGAUGAAGCCACAGGAAGUCUUGGCUACUUUAGUCAUUUCAUUUAGGGCUACAUAUAAUUGCUUAUUAGAGUACAUAGAGCCCUGUAUCCAUAUUCCUUUAUCAUAUAUUUCAAAAAGAAGAAUACAUGUAUACUUCACAUGCGUGUCUAUACCAAGCCAACCACGAUCUACAUAUGCGAGCACAAACGCAGAAGAGCCACAAGAAAGGAUGAUAUAUAUGCUGUUAUUUAUUAUCAUUUUUAUCAUCUUAAUUAAUAAAACGCCGUUUUAUUUUUCUCACAAAUACAAACAAUUUCGUACACACAUAAACAUACAAACAAACACAUACAUAUAGACACACACA